Messenger RNA from Saccoglossus kowalevskii, 3942 nucleotides. RefSeq lists its product as uncharacterized. The record is from RefSeq and is a predicted model, not a curated record. NCBI's taxonomy places the organism in Eukaryota, Metazoa, Hemichordata, Enteropneusta, Harrimaniidae.
AUGGUGAACACGUACGCGUCAUCGGUUGUGAUAGUGUCAAUAUUGCUGAUGACUGUGAGCAAAGUGACGAAAGCCAUCCAAGAUCCCCCCACACCAGUGUUGAACUUGGUUCUCACGCACAUAUCGCCGACUGGGAUUCAAGUUGAGUGGAAUAUACAGAACUACGAACAUCUACCUAGCGUAUAUAUUGUGUCUAUAGUGCCAGACGAUCAUGGUAGAUACCCUAAAAAUAUGACAUCAGAGAGCAGGAAUGUGGAAUACUUGUUCGAAGAUUUGGUACCAUCUACGUAUUACACCAUUACGAUUGAUGCCUUGGACGAGGAUGGGAAUAUUGUUAUAACAAAUUCCGUGACAAGAAAAACAGCGCUGAAUGCAUGUGACGAGAAUCCUUGUCACAACAAUGGUAAAUGUAUAGUGGCGUCUACGUGCUCUGAUUACGUCUGUGAAUGCGAAGGCUGCUACGGUGGUGCGACCUGUCAAAUCGAUAUGGACCCAUGUGACCCUGACCCUUGUAGCAAUACAGGGUGGUCUGAACACCAAUGUGUACGUCUGGAUAACUCGUGCACGGAGUACACAUGUCUUUGCCGUGAUCCUAUACGAGGAUGCUACACAGGGCCGCAGUGUAACCGACGACAUGAUCCGUGUCUUCCCAAUCCAUGUGGUAGAGGUGUUUGCGUGCCAGACGCCCUCUCGUGUAAUUAUACAUGUACAUGUCUUGGGUGUUAUACUGGCGAUGACUGCGACAUACAUUUUAACGACCCAUGUUCGCAGUUCUCGCCUUGCCGAAAUGGUGGAACGUGUAUUGCCAGUAGCGAUACAUGUAUGGACUACUCCUGUCAUUGCCCGGAUUGCUUUGAGGGCGAAUUCUGUCAAUUCGAGUUGGACCCAUGUCAGCUUAAACCAUGUCAGAACCGAGGAACGUGUAUUCCUGUGACAAACUCGUGCACAGAACGCACGUGUAGUUGCAAGGACUGUUACAUAGGAGAAAGCUGCACCAUUCGUGUGGGUGGUUGUACUGACAAUCCCUGCCUGCAUGACGGAAUAUGUACGGAGUCUGGUGACAACUGUAGCGACUACACGUGUCAGUGUCCCUGGACGUGGCUCGGAACAAAUUGCUCCUGGCAUAUUGCUCUGGUUAUAGUACUAUCUCAAGUUUGUGUGAUACUGAUUAUGUGGGUCAUUAUCAUGACUAUCCUUUUAUUUAGACAUCGGCGAUACGAUAAGCAGAUAAAGAAGUCUAAACAGAGACGGCUACCGUCGCCCGACGUUGUCCGUAGUGAUAUGGGAAUCUCUAUUGUUGAAGUGGUCAAUGGCAGCACCACCAUAAGAAAUGGAGAGAGGGAUGUACGAUCAGAAGAAGACGUUGGCGAUGAACGAUCUGCUGUGGUUGAUGAUGGGGACGAUGGCUGCGUGUCUGAUAGUACGGAGUUCACUCAUGUAUCCGUCGCGAGCCAUGAUAAAAAACACGGAAGUCUAUCCGCUGUAACUCAUGAAUUUUGUAGAGCUACAACGUGGCAUGGUUUAGCGAGAGUCAGUCGCUCAACGAAUCCACUGAAUCGGCUCUUAUGGACAGUCGUGGUUCUCGUGGCGUGUGGUUUCUUCAUAUCACAGGGAACGACUAUGGUUCUACGCUAUAUGAGUUCCCCUGUAGCUGUCCGCAUGGGAGAACAUUCUAGAUCUGAACUCACCUUUCCAGCAGUCACUAUAUGCAAUACAAAUACCGUAAGAGCAUCGGCUCUAGCUGCGAGUAAAUACUUCCCCUUUGUCGCCAUAAUGACGAAUGCCAAAUACAAUCCGUACUAUGUUCCUUGUUUGACGGGAGAUUUUGUAUGUAACAACGGCAUACAUUGUAUCAAACCUUUUCUGGUUUGUGAUGGUUCAUGGCAUUGUCCUGAUACAAGCGAUGAAUUCGGAUGCGAUUAUGGUCAUUACCAAUGUAGUAGUGAACAAUUCAGAUGCGCAUCGGGUAGCGGCAGUGGAAUCUGCAUCGAUGGCAAACGUCAAUGUGACGUAGUGGAAGACUGUUACGCUGGAGAGGACGAGCAAAACUGCGAUUACGAGUAUGAACAUAGCGCUGUCUGUACUGGUUUUUACUGUGACGAUGGCAUAUGUCACCCGUUAUCUAACAAGUGCAAUUAUAUAACUGAAUGUAUGGAUGGCAGUGAUGAAGAGGAUUGUAAAUAUCGCCACUGCCAAGAUUGGGAGUUCCAUUGUGGGAAUCAAAGAUGUAUAACUUCGGACAAAUUAUGUGACUGGAAAGACGAUUGCGGCGACCAAAGUGACGAACAGGACUGCGAAUAUCGAGAUUGCAACGAGGACGAGUUCAAAUGUUUUAAUGGGCAAUGCAUAUAUGCAUGGCAGCGCUGUAAUAGCUAUAUUGAUUGCAUCGAUUUAAGUGACGAGGAUCAAUGUCCAGGAUUGGAAUUAUACUGUUUAGACCGGAACGAAGAAUGCAGGUACUGGGCCAGCAACGGAGAAUGUCAACAGAAUGAAGUUUUUAUGAAAAUUUCGUGUCCACUAAGUUGCGGCUGGUGUGUUGGAGAGCAAGCAACGGUUGAUGAAACAGGACAGUGUCCCAAAGGAUACUUCACGUGUAACAGUGGUUUUUGUAUUGAUGAGAUCCAUGCAUGUAAUGCUGUACCGGACUGUCAUGAUGCUGAAGACGAAUUUUGGCCAAACUGUGUGUAUCAAUCUAGCCGCCCAGAAGCUCUAGAUGUAUUCCAUGGUAACUGGAGUGACAUUUUCAGAGAAAUCAGUACAGACGCCGAUGUUUUUGACGAGUUCGAGUACACGGUUUACAAAGAUCCAAUGUUUGAUCGCGUCAGGAGGGAGGAACCGCCGGAUUGGAACGGAUUUGUCACGUUCAGCUCCACGCCGGAUUUCAGUGAUCUUAGGUCUAUCUUGAAACUGAAAAGAAACGAAUUGAAGGAAUACGGACAUAAGCCAGAGGAUUUCAUAUUACAAUGUUCGUAUGCCGGGGUUAAAUGCUCUUACAGUGAUUUUCAAUGGCUGCCUAACAGGGAGUUUGGGAAUUGCUAUACAUUCAAUGUGGCGUCCAAUGGUUCGGAACCCAGGAGUGCAUUUAACGCUGGCGCCGAAUUCGGUCUGAAACUGACUUUAUUUAUGGAACAGGAUGAAUAUCUUGGCAUAUAUGGACAGUCAGCAGGUGUCAGAGUCACUGUACACGGCAAUAAUGAAAUGCCGUGGCCAGAGGAUAGAGGUCUGACAGCCAAGACUGGUGCUGCAACAUCUUUCGCCGUGCAGCAGAAAGUAUUCAGUAGAAUGCCUCACCCGUACGGAAACUGUGUGUCAAAUGAUACAUAUCUAUUCAACGGGAAAAUAUACUCCAGUCUGUCAUGUAGAAAGAUGUGCGUACAGGAAGCAAUGAUGAACUACUGUGGUUGUACAGACACCUAUUAUAAAGACCAGGUCAGAUGCAAUAUACUAGACACUAUGCAAGAGGCAUGUCGACAGAUAAUCCAUUAUUUUUAUCGGAAAGGUUUAUUGGAAUGCGAAUGUCCACCGCAAUGCUUUGAGGAAUCGUAUGACAACACGGUAUCAAUGUCAACUUGGCCGUCAGAGAGCUCACUAGGACAAUUGCUGAAAAGUCUGCACGCUAUUAACCCAAAAGCAAAGAAAAUUACAGACAUGAACUCUGCUCAGAAGAAUCUGGCAGCGAUCUCAGUGUAUUUUGAAAGUUUGAGUGUUGACAUGGUGAAGGAAUCAGAAGCGUACACGAAAGAUGACUUGAUGAGUGACGUUGGCGGAUUACUUGGACUUUACAUCGGGGUAUCGGUCAUCACAAUCGUAGAAUUCAUUGUGUAUUUGAAAAGCCUUCUAAGAUUGAUGUUUACCGGGUCUCCGGGCGACAACACGGUCACUGAUGGCACCGAUAGAGAAGCGGUUGGUGAUGAUGACGACAUAGCGACAUCAGCGCUCUGA